Molecule: messenger RNA, 426 nt
Organism: Gallus gallus (chicken)
Lineage: Eukaryota; Metazoa; Chordata; Aves; Galliformes; Phasianidae
Product: maestro heat-like repeat-containing protein family member 2B
Exons: 3
Coding region: 1-411 (136 amino acids)
Source: RefSeq, a predicted model, not a curated record
AUGAUCUCUCUUCUCAGCCAUGCUGCUGAGAGCAACUUCCACACAGUCCUGGACACGCUCACCAUGUUUGCGUCCAGGCUGUGCAAAGGCCAAAAUGGGAGGAUUUCCAGACGCAAGAAGAUGGAGCUGGACAGCAGAAGAGCUCAGGCCACCCGCAGCGCUCUCAUCCUCGCCCACGGCAGCUUGGCACUGCGUGCCUCCAAAGAACAGCUGCUGGCCCGCCUGGAGGGAGACAUGGUGGGCAACAUCCUGCUGCUCUACAGCUGCAGCUGCCGGGACCUGCAGAACACGCUUGCGCUGCUGCAGAGCAUCACAGACUUCAGCUCUGCCUUCCAGGCAGUGGGUGACUCUGCCUGCUUUAACCCCUCCUUGAAGGGCAAGCUGCUGGAGAUCCUGACGGUGAGUGCCUAGAGCCAGGGAUGUCUG